GCUGCGGCCCUGGGCUCAUGGCGCUGUACCAUCUCUUCUCUCACCCGGUCGAGCGCGCCUACCGCGCGGGGCUCUGCUCCAAGGCCGCUCUCUUCCUGCUGCUGACCACCGCGCUCACCUACAUCCCCCCGUUGCUGGUGGCCUUUCGGAGCCACGGGUUUUGGCUGAAGCGCAGCAGCUACGAAGAGCAGCCGAACGUGCGCUUCCAGCACCAAGUGCUGCUCGUGGCUCUACUGGGGCCCGAGCCGGGAGCCUUCCUCGCCUGGAGCACGUACCCCACUUUCAACCGGCUGCAGGGGGUUCACCUGCGGGUUCCGCUCGUGUCGACCAGAGAAGAAGACAGGAACCAGGAUGGAAAAAUGGAUGUACUAUACUUUAAACUUGAACUUCCCCUGCAGUCCACAGAGCAAGUGCUCGGUGUGCAGCUUAUCCUGACCUUCUCCUACCAACUGCACAGGAUGUCAACAUUCGAGAUGCAGAGCAUGGCGUUUCUCCAGUCCUCCUUUGCUGUUCCCGGGUCACAGUUACACGUGAAUGGCGACCUGAGGCUGCAACAGAAGCAGCCACUGAGCUACCGUGGCCUGGACGUCAGAUACAACGUAUCGGUGAUCAAUGGGACCAGUCCUUUUGCCCACGACUACGACCUGACUCACAUUGUCGCUGCCUAUCAGGAAAGGAAUGUUACCACUGUCCUCAGUGAUCCCAACCCAAUCUGGCUGGUGGGCCGGGCCGCUGAAGCUCCUUUUGUGAUCGAUGCUGUCAUCCGCUAUCCCGUGGAAGUCAUUUCUUAUCAGCCAGGGUUCUGGGAGAUGAUAAAGUUUGCCUGGAUCCAGUAUGUCAGCAUCCUGCUCAUCUUCCUCUGGGUGUUUGAAAGAAUCAAAAUCUUCGUGUUUCAGAACCAAGUAGUGACCUCCAUCCCUGUAGCCGUGCCCCAGGGAGAGAUAAGGAAAGAGCACUUAUCCUGAGAAGCUUCUGUCAGGAGACCGAGGGACCAUGGCUACCUCAUUCCUGUCUUCUGAGACUGGCGGUUUUACAACAUUUCUGCAAAGAGCCCGCUGGACACUCUCAGGCCUGCGUGUUUCACCUCAGAGACAAAGAAUGGAUUGGUUGUACGGCACAACCCCCACGUCUUCAAAGCACGGGGGCAACCUACAAACACUAGUUUGUGGAAAGGUCGCAGGGUUACCAGAGGCUAUGAUUUUUGUUAUGUUUUGUUUCUGGUUUUGCUCUGCUUUGGCCUUGAAUUUCAGGAGAAAAUUGUGGUGAGUUCAUACAUCUUUGAAAGAGCCCCACCUCUGGUCAAGGGAGGAGUUUACUUCUUUUGAACUGGGAUGCCCUGUGCACCCCUCCCUCCUAUCAUAAGCUAGCUACAUUUUUAGCCUCCUCGGGUCUCUCACAAGAAAUUUGCAAAUCCCUAGUACUUUCUGCUCCUAGAUAUCUACACAGUGCCCAUUCAGAACUUUGAUUUCCAGAGCUGAAGCCUUCAACUGGAGAACGGAAGGGGGCAGGGCGGGCCCUAAAUACAAGAGUCUCAGAAACAUGUGCACGCUGGCGGGUGACUUAAGGGCAGGAGGACCAGACACCUGCCCUCAGCCCUCAGGCUAAUAGAUGGGGGUCUGUCAUCAGCUCAGCUAAACAGCCCUCUGUUCCUGCCCUGCUAUGGCUGGCUCUGUGCCCUGUUUCUUGGCCUCUGUCUGUGCCCCUGGGAUGGUGGCUGGAGUCAGAAGUGCUGUUUCAUUCAGUCUGUCCGCCUACCCCCAGCAUCAGUGGAGGACAUUGGGCUUCUAACAACAGGUUCUUUCUCCCUGGCCCUCACCCAACCGCCUAGCCACUCCUCCUCCUCCUUGCUGGCCUUCCCCCUUUCUGAAAGGAUGUGGGUGACAGAGGGGUUGCUGUUGGCAUUGGCUUCCACUGCCUGACAACCGCAGGGUUUAUUCGGAGGCUG
Molecule: messenger RNA, 1945 nt
Organism: Rattus rattus (black rat)
Lineage: Eukaryota; Metazoa; Chordata; Mammalia; Rodentia; Muridae
Gene: Tmem231
Product: transmembrane protein 231
Exons: 7
Coding region: 18-965 (315 amino acids)
Biological process (GO): cilium assembly; regulation of protein localization
Cellular component (GO): ciliary transition zone; ciliary membrane
Source: RefSeq, a predicted model, not a curated record